Molecule: messenger RNA, 195 nt
Organism: Cooperia oncophora
Lineage: Eukaryota; Metazoa; Nematoda; Chromadorea; Rhabditida; Trichostrongylidae
Source: the annotation of a GenBank genome assembly
AUGUCACUGCCGACCCCUUUGUACAAAUUGAGUGCCGUUCAAAAACAGUCAGUCUACGAACCUGCCGAGGAUACUUUUCUUCUUUUGGACGCUAUUGAAAAAGAUUUGCAGCCACGAAUCCUUGUCCAGCUCAUGGGUCGUAGAGCUUUCUGGGACACAAGAGACAUGCCGAGAAGGUUGCGGUGUAAUCAAUAA